Messenger RNA from Mesoplodon densirostris (Blainville's beaked whale), 2857 nucleotides. It is a transcript of the gene TAPBP, whose product is annotated as TAP binding protein. Gene Ontology annotation, cellular component: membrane. The record is from RefSeq and is a predicted model, not a curated record. The coding region runs from base 194 to 1543 and encodes 449 amino acids. Gene Ontology annotation, biological process: antigen processing and presentation of endogenous peptide antigen via MHC class I. Lineage: Eukaryota; Metazoa; Chordata; Mammalia; Artiodactyla; Ziphiidae. The transcript is spliced from 8 exons.
GCUGAGUUCCCCAGAUCAGAACUGGAGAGGAUGUUCCGGGAUCCCUGCCCAGCUCGCGGAGGAAGCACCUGCCUCCCCCGAGCCUUCCCCUAACCGGAGCGGAGAUUUCCUCCGCCCCUCCUGCCGGCCUUUGGAGGAAAGUGAAAGUGAAAGGGGGAAGAGGCGGCUUCGGAGCUGAGAAGAUCGCGGCGCCAUGAAGCCCCUGUCCCUGCUCCUCGCUGUGGCUCUGGGCACGGCGACCGCCGUCUCGGCGGGACCCGCAGUGAUAGAGUGCUGGUUCGUGGAGGAUGCGGGCGGGGGCCGGUUGUCCAAGAAACCCGCUGCACUGCUGCUGCGCCAGAGCCCGGAGAGCCCACCUCCCCGGCCGGACCUCGACCCAGAGCGCUACCUCAAAGUGCAUGACCCCGCGGGCACCCUCCUGGCCGCCUUCAGGCGAUACCCGCGGGACGCCCCCGCGCCGCGCUGCGAAAUGAGCCACUACGUCCCGUUUCCUGCCUCGGAGAACUGGGUCAGCGGCUUGACCCCGGAGCAGAGCUGCCCGCGGGCCCUGGAUGGGAGUUGGCUCAUGGUCAGCAUGUCCAGCCCGGUCCUCAGCCUUUCCAGCCUCCUUCGACCACAGUCCGAGCCUCAGCCGGAGCCGGCUCUCAUCACCAUGGCAACAGCUGUGCUGACUGUCCUCACUCACACCCCCACCCCUCGCAUCCGAAUGGGACAAGAUGCCUUGCUGGACUUGAGCUUUGCCUACACGCCCCCCUCCCCCAAGGCUGCUACCUCUCUGGCCCCAGGUCCCCCUCCCUUUGGGCUGGAAUGGCGACGCCAGCACCUGGGUAAGGGGCACCUGAUGCUGGCUGCGACUCCUGGGCUGAGUGGGCAAAUGCCAGUUGCCCGAGAGGGGGCGGUGGCAUUUGCUGCUUGGGAUGAUGAUGAGCCCCUGGGGCCAUGGACUGGAAAUGGGACCUUCUGGCUGCCUGCAGUGCAGCCCUUCCAGGAGGGCACCUAUCUGGCUACUGUACACCUGCCAUACCUACAAGGACAGACCACCCUGCAGCUUGCUGUACAGAAGCCCCCCAAGGUGACCCUGACACCAGCACCUCUUAUAUGGGCCGCCCCCAGGGAGGCGCCCCCGGAGCUGCUCUGCCUCGUAUCCCACUUCUACCCCUCUGAGGGCCUGGAGGUGGAGUGGGAGCUCUGGGGUGGCCCAGAGGGUCGCUUUCAGAAGGCCAAGGGGCAGAGGUGGCUCUCCGCCCUGAGCCAUCACUCAGAUGGCUCCGUGAGCCUCUCUGCACACCUGCAGCCACCCCCGGUCACCACCGGGCAGCAUGGGGCACGCUAUGCCUGUCGUGUCCACCACCCCAGCCUGCCUGCCUUGGGACGCAGCGCCAAGGUCACCCUGCAGGUAGCUGGUCUCUCUGGCCCCUCUCUGGAGGAUGGCGUAGGCCUCUUCCUGUCUGCCUUUCUCCUCCUUGGGCUCAUCAACGUGCUGGGCUGGGCCGCUGCCUACCUGGCAACUUCCAAGGAUUCAGUGGAAAAGAAAACACAGUGAGGCCAACUCACCACCAUCCUGGGGAAGCCACCAUCAUCUCUGGUCUGAGCCACUGUAGUAACUCCCCCAAAUUGUAUACCCUUGGUUCCUGCCCCCUCCAGUCUCUCUCCAGUGAGCAGCUGCUUUCUGAAAAGAUACAAGACAUUCACCUUCUUAGGGGUCUAGAGCAGCGGUUCUCAAAAUUUUUGUUCUCAGGACUUCUUAAAAAUUAUCAAGGACCCUACAGCGCUUUUGCUUAUGUGGGUUGUAAACUAUAGAUAUUUAUAGAACUUAAAACUGAGAACAAUUUAAUACACAGGAAGACACAAGCACACGUUCCAUUAGCUGUGGGGACGAUGUCAAUACACGUCAUGUAGCUUCAGGAAAACACUGUACGUAUUUUUUUUUUUUCCCCGUACGCGGGCCUCUCACUGCUGUGGCCUCUCCCGCUGCGGAGCACAGGCUCCGGACGCGCAGGCCCAGCUGCCAUGGCUCACGGGCCCAGCCACUCCGCGGCACGCGGGAUCCUCCCGGACCGGGGCACGAACCCGUGUCCUCUGCAUCGGCAGGCAGACUCUGAACCACUGCGCCACCAGGGAAGCCCCACUGUACGUUUUUUAGAGAAUGAGAAUGAAAAGGCCAAUAACAGUUUGGGAUUGUUAUGAAAAUAGCCUAAACUUCGCAUACCCCCUGAAAUAGUCUCAGGGACCUCUGGGACAGAAACGGGUGCUCUAGAGGCAAAAUCCAUUCUUCUUGUCCUGGCUUGUGUAUCCCUGCACUCCAGCCACUGCUUACCUCUUCGAUCCCGCCUCGUGUUCUCUCCGGCCCUCUUCUCAGUGCUCAUCACACCUACGACUGAUCCUUUUCUUCAAUAGCCUCCCACCCUCCCUGGGUCCCAGAGCGCUGUUCCCUCUGCCUGGUCCACCCUCGGCCUUCCUGGGCUCCAGACCAGGUCAGCCUUGUCAUUCCCUCAGUUCGCCGCGUAUCCCUCUUGCGCGGUUCACCACGGUUGUAUUUAAGUGAUUGUGCGAGUCGUUGUUAAAUGCUUGUCUCCCUGCCCGGACUGUCGGCUCCUCGAAGGCGAGGAUGAGCCUGUCCGUCCCUUGGUGUAUCCCCCGCGCCGGCACAGGGCCUGGCGCCCGCUGGAGUGCGCUCAGUAUAAGAAGUUAGUCUUUUUGCGUCCUAAGCAUUCAAAAGCAGGUGUUGGAUCAAAUAACUAUUGGAGGAAGGAAGCAGCGGCUCGGCUUAGGGACCUCCGAAGGUCAGGACGGUCGGCCAGACCGACGCGGGGAGCGGGUCUAAUCGUAUGGAAAUAAACUUGUUCAGUGCUUCCAA